Messenger RNA from Camponotus floridanus (Florida carpenter ant), 798 nucleotides. RefSeq lists its product as uncharacterized. Lineage: Eukaryota; Metazoa; Arthropoda; Insecta; Hymenoptera; Formicidae. Bases 312 to 629 code for a protein of 105 amino acids. The record is from RefSeq and is a predicted model, not a curated record. The transcript is spliced from 4 exons.
UGCGAGAACACCGGAAAAUAACUAACGACGAUUCCAUCCGGCUUUUAUGUCCUAUGCGCUUCGUGAAAAAUUCGUGAUUCGAAUCGAAUAUGAUCGUAGGGUAAUCGAUUCAUGAAUAACUGAUUGUCAUUCAUGAGACGCCUGAUUUUUUAAACUCUCGUGCGUUGUGGUGAACCAACGAUCAAAGGUUUUUUACUUUCACUCCCAUUCUUAACAAUAGACCUUGAAAGCAUUUUCAUAUAAGCAGGUCGGAUUUCUGAAAAGAUAUCACUCCGUAUCGGGGUAGCGAUAUACCGUUUCUGGACCGAGCCAUGGAUCGAAGUCGAAUAUUGAUUGUCGCGCUGGUGGCAUUAUUACUUCAUAGUGAAACAUUGAUAUCAGUCGCAGAUCCUUUGGCCUACCAGAUUCUGCGUGAUUUAAUUCAAUAUAACGUCGCAGGUCCACCUGUUUUCCAUGAGACAACAGACUGGGACUUUGACCCAGAGGCCGGCAAACAAAGGAGAAUCCAGUACGAGCGGGAUAACGGACGUUUCGGAGAAUAUGCAAUAGCCAAAUUAGGGACUAUGGACAUAUGGAAGAAUAAUGCUCGUGGAAAGCUGAAAGAUGAGACUAACGAACGUUCCAGGUGAAGUAAUCAUUGCAUGUAGUACAAAGUUUCCAAGAACUUUCACCAUGUCACGAUGUCGAGGAAAGAAUUACGAUGGUAGGGGAAUAAAGAAACUCAGAUUGAGUUCUGGCGCGGAUCUAAAACGCCGGAUGCAGCUACGUGAUCGAUAUCAUCUUCUAGUAUCGAGUUGU